AUGAUAGAGACGAACAAGACGACUGCUGAUUUGUUAAGCAAAAUAGAAAGUUCGGUCCAGAUGUCGGAGAAAAUUGAAAAAUCUAUAAAUCAUCUUCCUCAAUACGUUACCGUAGAUUUGUUCUUGGUUGAACCAAAAGUUUUGGAUUGCGAUACUGCAUUCUUCCAGAAUCGAAUUCCACUAGCCUCAACUUCAAUUUCUGCUUCUGAAGGUUUUGGAUUCCGAUACCGGAUUCUUCCGGGGCUACAAAUAAACGAAUCGGAUUUGCCGAUAGCAAGACGUUCGUCGCUUCACAAGUUCUUAUCAAAGAGGAGGGACGGAGCUAACGAACGAGCACCUUAUCGGUUGCCGAAUCGGUUAAUGGCAGCUCCGUCUUUGAAUCAUAAGUUUGAUCUGAAUCUGUAGGGAUAUAUCAACACAAACUUGUUAGUGGAGGUGGUUAUUGUUGUUGGUUUAGUGGAGGU
Molecule: messenger RNA, 464 nt
Organism: Helianthus annuus (common sunflower)
Lineage: Eukaryota; Viridiplantae; Streptophyta; Magnoliopsida; Asterales; Asteraceae
Exons: 2
Coding region: 1-405 (134 amino acids)
Source: RefSeq, a predicted model, not a curated record